Setaria italica (foxtail millet) is the source of this 1813-nucleotide messenger RNA. RefSeq names its product adenylate cyclase, terminal-differentiation specific. Bases 493 to 1458 code for a protein of 321 amino acids. Lineage: Eukaryota; Viridiplantae; Streptophyta; Magnoliopsida; Poales; Poaceae. The transcript has a single exon. The record is from RefSeq and is a predicted model, not a curated record.
AUUAAUUUUUCUCCAGUCAAAGUAGUUCAUGUCAUUCAAAUCUUUCACUUGAAACCAAAUCCUGCUGGUUAUCAUUCUGGUGGUGUUGUUGGACAAGGCUUCAGUUACAGCUGCAUUUUCUUCCAGAACAUUGUCCCUAGUUCGUAGGUGUUCCUUGGACAGAGUAAAUGUCAUAUUGUCAUCCAACAAAGCAUGAUCGUGUUGUUUCAGAAAGUUGCAGAACAAAGAUAUCAGAUGUUUAUGGAGAAUAAUGGUCACUUGCCUACUGCUAACUUGGAUCUCACUUCAUGUAGGGAUGAAAAGCUACCGGUGACAGCUACUGAUCUUACAAAUGACCAAACUGGGCUUCACCUCUGAAAUGGACGCCUCACCAGUUCACUGAUUCCCAGUACGGACUGUUCAAUUGAUCAUAUCUGGCGACCUUAUAACUCCAUCCAGAGAAGAAGAUGCAGAGCAACUCUUCCGGGGGCCUCCUCCCUAAGACCACAGACCAUGGCCACGGAGCUAGAUGUGAGCAAGUCUCGCCGCUUUGACAUGGCCAUGUCGAGGCGGACACGGCGAUCGACGAGCCUGGUCGCCUGUUUCCAAGAUCAGUAUGUGCCAUCCCUGGCACAACAACGCCACCAAGAGCUGAAGGAGUUUCUCCAAUGCCAAGAUGCAGAGCUGAAGGCACUCCAGCAAUGUGAGGAUGCAGAGCAGCUGGCACUGGGUCUGGAUGAAGAUGAGGAGUCGAAGAUUCCACAAGCACCACUCCAGUAUGAAGAUGACGAGCAAAAGACACCAAAGCAGUAUCAAGAUGAGCAGGAGAAGAAAUAUCAGCAAUAUUCAGGUGCAGAGCAGAAGAAACCAGAGCAUUAUCAAUGUGAAAAGGAGAAGAAACCAGAGCAGCAUAAAGAUGAAGAGGAGAAGACGCCAGAGCAGUAUCAAGAUGAAGACGAAAAAGCAUCACAAUACCAAGAAGAAGUGCUGAUGAUACCAAACCAAAGUGAAAACGAUGAGGAGAUGACAGCAGAGCGUUACCAACUACGCCAAGAGGCAGAUGAGAAGGCGUCAGAGCAGUCUGAAGAAGAUGAGGAGCAGCAGAAGGCAGAGCAGGAAUGGUGCAAGGCGGAGCAGAAGGAGCCGGAGCAAUUCCAAAGCGUGAAGAAGCUGCCCUUGCCACCGCGUGCUGUGGACAACGUGCCCCGGUUCUCCCUUCAGGAGCUGAUACAGCAGAAGCAGCUUCAAACCGGAGAGACAAAGCCUACCAACAAGCUAGGCGGCCACGGCGAGAGUGCCCUUCCUGACCAUAAGGUUUCAGGAUCAGGAGGAGGAGCAGCAGGCGGCACAACGCUGGCCAUGGUGAUAAAGCGACCCGAGGGAGGGAAGAAGUCGAUGGGGAUGAUACGCCGGUGCGUGAAGGCCCUGAACCAGAUGAUCAAGACCAAGCAUGGGUCCAAGAAGAACUUGCAUUUGUAAUUUGAGCAGAAUUCAUGUACGUGUGAUCCAGACUCGAGAGUUUCGUAGUGGACUGCACAUCUCUGAAGAAUGCACGCGCAGUUGUGCAGAACCAAGUUUUGGGCAUGAUUCAGAGUGUGCAAGAUCUGGUAAGAAACUCCGCAGCCAUACCGGGCUUUUUACGCUCCGGUCUAUUACCGUCUACCUAUAGCAAUAAACAGUCAAAUACUCAAAUUUAGCUGAAGAUCACUAGUCUGUUACUAUGUGAGAAAAUGCUCUACUCAGUGAUGUUUAAUUGUACACUAUUUGCUCGACGAUGUAAAGGGUAAAAUGUCAAAGGAAUCGAGAUUGGGCUCUGAACGUGUGUUGUUGUUGA